AUGGUGCUCUUCAUGAUCGGGAUCGGGCUGUCCGACGAGAAGGACAUCACGGUGAAGGGUCUCGAAGCUGUGAGGAGGUGCCAGCGCGUGUACCUGGAGGCGUACACGUCCAUCUUGAUGUACGGCACCGACACCGCGAAACUGGAGGAGUUCUACGGGAAGAAGGUGACCGUUGCGGACCGGGAGAUGGUCGAGUCCAACUCGGACGAGAUACUGGAGGGCGCUGCGGAGGUCGACGUCGCCUUCCUGGUCGUGGGCGACGUGUUUGGCGCCACCACGCACACCGACCUGCAGAUACGCGCGCGCGAGAAGGGCAUCCCGGUGCAGGUCAUUCACAACGCGUCGAUCAUGAACGCCGUGGCGGCGUGCGGGCUCCAGCUGUACCGUUUCGGGGAGGCCAUCUCCAUCGUCUUCUUCACAGAGACGUGGCGGCCGGACAGUUUCUACGACAAGAUCAAGCGCAACAGGGACAUGGGGCUGCACACGAUGUGCCUCCUGGACAUCAAAGUGAAGGAGCCCAACCUGGAGGCGCUGUGCAAAGGCAAGACGGUGUACGACCCGCCGCGGUACAUGUCGAUCAACACCGCCAUCGAGGAGCUGCUGGAGGUGGAGGACAAACGCGGGGAGGGGGUCUUUUCGCGCGACACCCUCGCCGUCGGGCUCGCCAGGGUCGGCGCCGCGGACCAGGAGAUCAAGGCGGGCCGCAUGCAGGACCUGCUCGAGCACGACUGGGGCCAGCCGCUGCACACGUUGGUGAUUGCUGGCGAGACGCACGAGAUGGAGCUGGAGCACAUGGAGCAGUGCGGGAUCCUGCUGGAGCACUGCGUGGGGUUCAAGUUCCGCGAGUGCCCGUCGUACACGUACCGGUCGGGGCGCUGA
Messenger RNA from Pedinophyceae sp. YPF-701, 879 nucleotides. The record is from the annotation of a GenBank genome assembly. NCBI's taxonomy places the organism in Eukaryota, Viridiplantae, Chlorophyta, Pedinophyceae.